CAUAUCCCUGGGACAAUGAGGAAGUGCUCCUUCGGAGCCAAAAUGGGGAUGUUUUGGAGGGAGGCUGCAGAAGAAACCGACACCGGUUGACCGAUAAAAGUGAACGAAUUCACGUCGAGGAGUCUGACGUCACGUGGUGGCGGUAAUAAGAAGACGUCAGCAGCUCUUCACCUUCUCUCGGUCAUGGCGGAGCGGAGGAUGGAGUACACGUGGAAGAGGCAUGUGUGCGAGGAGCUGAAGCUCAGAGACCAAGUGCAGCGACAAGCCUUUGAGGAGAUCAUCCAACAAUAUAACCGUCUCCUGGAGAAAUCUGACUUGCAGACUGUCUUGUCAGAGCGAUAUCAGGCCGACAAGUAUGAUGUCCAGAGAGCACACGAGUCCAGCUCGGUCUCAGACUCCAGCCGCAGUGACACCCUGCAGCAGGAAAUGGCCCAGAUGAGAAUCAAACACCAGGAGGAGCUGACGGAGCUUCACAAGAAACGAGGAGAGCUGGCUCAGAGUGUGAUCGAACUCAACAACCAGAUCCAACAGAAAGACAAAGAGAUUCAGAGCAACGAGACAAAGAUGUUGGAGUACCAGCAACAGAUCACAAACCUGGAGGGAGACUGUCGAGAACUCAGGAACUGCCUGCAGGACCUGGAGAGAGCUAACCAGACUCUGAAGGACGAGUAUGACGCCCUGCAGAUCACCUUCAGUGCUUUGGAGGAGAAGCUGAGGAAGACCACAGAGGACAACCAGGAGUUGGUGUCCCGCUGGAUGGCCGAGAAGGCCCAAGAGGCCAACCGGCUCAACGCAGAGAACGAGAAGGACAGCAGGCGCAGACAGGCCAAGCUGCAGAAAGAACUCGCUGACGCUGCCAAAGAACCUCUGCCCUUUGAGCCCAGGGAUGAUGAUAUUGAAGUUCUGGCAGAGGAUGCUGGGAAAGAAGGUGGCGAGUCUUCACCAAACAGGCCGCUGAGUCGAACACCCAGUAAGAAGACAACCCAGCCUCCUCCUGGUGGCCUGCUGGACUCCAUCUCCAACAUCUUUGGCAGGCGUCGAGCUGGUAACUCCUUCAGCACCUCACCUGACACUGCAGAGCCCCCAUCAGGGGUCUGUGCUGAUGUCCGCGUCCCGUCCACAGCGCUGCACGUGUUUGAUGCUCAUGAUGGCGAGGUAAACGCUGUGAAGUUCAGUCCCAGCUCCCGUCUCCUAGCCACCGGAGGAAUGGACCGCAGAGUGAAGCUGUGGGAGGUCUUAUCUGGCCACUGUGAGUCUAAAGGAGCUCUGACUGGAAGCAAUGCUGGAAUCACAAGCAUAGAGUUUGACAGCGCUGGUUCCUACCUGCUGGCUGCUUCCAAUGACUUUGCCAGUCGAAUUUGGACUGUGGACGACUUCCGACUGAGGCACACUCUGACUGGCCACAGCGGGAAGGUGCUGUCGGCUCGCUUCCUGUUGGACAACGCGCGGAUUGUGUCGGGGAGCUAUGAUCGAACCCUAAAACUGUGGGACCUCCGCAGCAAAGUCUGUAUGAAGACGGUGUUUGCUGGUUCCAGCUGUAACGACAUCGUCUGCACAGAGCAGUGCGUCAUGAGUGGACACUUUGAUAAGAAGGUUCGCUUCUGGGACAUCAGGGCUGAAAGUAUUGUUCGAGAGUUGGAGCUGUUGGGUCGAGUGACCUCUCUAGAUCUGAACCACGACCGCACUGAGCUGCUGACCUGCUCCAGGGAUGACACGGUCAAAAUCAUCGACCUGCGCACCAACGCCAUCAGGCACAACUUCAGUGCUCAGGGUUUCAAGUGUGGUGCAGACUGGACCCGAGUCACCUUCAGUCCUGAUGGCAGGUACGUGGCCGGUGGAUCAGCUGACGGGAUUCUGUACAUCUGGAAUGUCCUGACAGGGAAAGUGGAGAACACUUUGGACAAAAACCACAACUCUGCCAUUAACUCAGUGUCCUGGUCGCCUUCUGGAGCGUUCGUCGUCAGCGUGGAGAAGGGCAGCAAAGCCAUCCUGUGGUCUGAUAUGUGACUGGUGGAGCCGUGUUAUCUCCGGGGGGUGGAGCCAAGUGUCAGACCAAUCUCCUGUGGGCGGAGCCGGCCUGCAGCAGCAGCACGCUAUGUGGACUCAUUCAGAGCGCGUUCUGCCUUCUUGUUUUUCUGGAUUCCAGCUUAUGUGCUUUUAACCUUUUGGAACAUUCUGUCAUUUCAUUUAGUUUUAAUCCAGGCCGCGCCUCCUCCAACCUGCAGUUCACUGAGCAGGGCAAAGUUCAGCCAACAGCGGUGUGUUUAAAAAAAAAACAAAAAAAAAAAACAAAAAGACUUCUGAUGACUAUCAAAAAAAAAUAUUCAUGUUGGUAUUUAUGC
Molecule: messenger RNA, 2342 nt
Organism: Thalassophryne amazonica
Lineage: Eukaryota; Metazoa; Chordata; Actinopteri; Batrachoidiformes; Batrachoididae
Gene: atg16l1
Product: ATG16 autophagy related 16-like 1 (S. cerevisiae)
Exons: 20
Coding region: 184-2007 (607 amino acids)
Biological process (GO): autophagosome assembly; negative stranded viral RNA replication
Cellular component (GO): autophagosome membrane
Molecular function (GO): protein binding
Source: RefSeq, a predicted model, not a curated record